AUGAACGAUCUUCGAGUCGCGAAGUUGUUAAUGCUGAAACUCGGCGAAACGUUUCAAGAUUUCCAGGCGAAAUCUUUUUCAAUGCUUGCUCUUACAGAACAAUGGCGAACAUUGCAGGCAUCUUUCGCAAAGGUGAACAAAUCGAUCGAGGAGCGAGUCAAGGAGGUGGAGUCAAAGGAGAGAGAAAAUGAUUUUACUCGAACAUCGCUUCAGAAUUACAAGAAGGGAGUUGAAAUUAGGGCUAAGAAAUUGGAGUUCGAUGAGAGUUGGUUGAGUCGAAGAAUCGAAGGGGUUGAGUUGGGGGAGAAGCAGAUUAAGGAUUGGUAUGAGUCGAUUGAGUUGGAGAAGAGAGUUAUUCAAGAUCGGAUUAAGGCGGUGGAGGUUAUGGAAAAGAGAUUUAAGGAGGGGUUCGAGAAGGUUAAGGUUGUCGAGGAGAGGAUAAAGAAGGUGGAGGAGCGAGAGCGGGAGGUGGCCGUACGCGAAGAGGCGUGUAGUGUGAGGGAGAAGGAAGAGAUGGAGGAUAUGGAUGAAUUGUAUAGUGUUUUGUUGGUUAAGGAGAAGGAGAUUAAUGAGACUACGAGAGUUUUGGGGUCGAAACGGAAGGAAAUCGAGGCGGGUUGGGAAAUGUUUAGGGAGAAAGAGAAGGAGUUUAAGGAGCAAUGCUUGUCGAUGGAGUCGGAAUCGAAGCAAUUGAAUGAGAAAAGCGAGGAAUUGGAGUUGAAAGAGAAGGAGGUUAAGGAGCAAUGUUUGUCGAUGGAGUCGGAGUUAAAGCGAUUGAAGGAGAAAAGCGAGGAAUUGGAGUUAAAGGAGAAGGAGAUGAAGGAGCGAUUCUUGUCGAUGGAGUUGGAAUCGAAGCGAUUGAGGGAGCGAAGUGAGGUAUUGGAGUUAAAAGAGAAGGAGAUUAAGGAACAAUGCUUGUCGAUGGAGUUGGAAUCGAAGAGAUUGAAGGAGCAAAGCGAGGAGUUGGAGUUGAAGGAGAUUAAGGAGCGAUGUUUGUCGAUGGAGUUGGAAUCGAAGCGAUUGAAGGAGCAAAGCGAGGAGUUGGAGUUGAAAGAGAAGGAGAUCGAUCAACGAAUGGAAUCGAAAGAGAAUCAAGUGAACAAGCGUGUAGAAUUGAAAGAGAAGGAACUCGAGAUGAAAGAGAAGCAAGUGAAUAGGCGACUCGAAACGAAAGAGAAGCAAGUGAACAAGCGACUCAAAUCGAAGGAGAAGCGGCUUGAAGAGCGUUGUAGGCAGAUUGAAGUCAAGGAGAAGGAGAUUAAUGAGAGAUUGGUGGCAAUGCAAGCGAAACAGAAGCAAAAUGGUAGAAAAAGAAGACGUUCUUCAUACUAA
Messenger RNA from Chenopodium quinoa (quinoa), 1332 nucleotides. RefSeq names its product trichohyalin-like. Lineage: Eukaryota; Viridiplantae; Streptophyta; Magnoliopsida; Caryophyllales; Amaranthaceae. Bases 1 to 1332 code for a protein of 443 amino acids. The transcript has a single exon. The record is from RefSeq and is a predicted model, not a curated record.